Molecule: messenger RNA, 2215 nt
Organism: Epinephelus lanceolatus (giant grouper)
Lineage: Eukaryota; Metazoa; Chordata; Actinopteri; Perciformes; Serranidae
Gene: dnai7
Product: dynein axonemal intermediate chain 7
Cellular component (GO): axoneme
Molecular function (GO): microtubule binding; beta-tubulin binding
Source: RefSeq, a predicted model, not a curated record
ACGCAGGGCUUUUUAGCUACAAAAUGCCACCCAAGAAAAGAAAGUCAUCCAAGGGCCGUAAGCCUACCAAGGCCCAGAAGGCCAAGCAGCAGCAGGAGGAGGAGGAGGAGAGGAGGCUGCGAGAGGAAGAGGAAGCCCAGCUGCAGGCAGAGAAAGACGAGCAGGAAAGAUUGGAAAGAGAGAAAAAGGAGAAGGAGACAAAAAGGCUCGAGUUAAAGGAUCGAGAGCGCAGAGAAGAUGAGCUGAACAAACUCCGCCAUCUACUGGAGGAGAAUCAUACUGCAGUAACCAAAUGGAAAGCUGAUGCUGUGGAGAAAGCCAUGUGGGAGAGGUACAUGCGUUGUGAUGGUGCACCAGACCCAGAAGUACAGCGGGAUGUUAACACAUAUAUCAGCUUAUGGAGAGACGACCCAGAGGUCAACAUCACGCUCGUGCUCAAGCAGUGUUACUCCGCUCUACAGCUGAUGGAGGAGCUGGAGGUGCUGCUCAGAGAUGCUACAGAUCCCCAAGAGGGCCAGAAGUACCAGGAGGGUCUCAUAGAUUUGCAGGAGCUAAUCCACUCAAAACACGACCUCGCCACUGAGGAGAUCCUCAAGAGUGCCAGUGAGAACGCCGACACCGAAACAGGCAACAUGCAGACCGUGGUCAAAGAUGACAACGUUACGCUGUGUCUGUGGGCCAACCUCAACAAGAAUCCAAGGUUUAAAGGUUUUAACUUUGAGGAGACAGGCCUGGGCUUUGAGCUUCCUAAACAGCUGGCUGUGAGCAGUAUCGCCGUACGGAUCCUCCACACACGUUAUGACCACCUGUCUUUGCUGGCCAUGAUGGCACGCCUGAAAAUACGCUCACCCAGCCACAGGUCGCUUGCAGGAGGUGAGGAGGUUCCAGCAGACGUAGACGAACCUGAGCAGGGGGAGACAAAAGCAGAGGGAGAGGUGAGGGACGAUGACAAGGUGCAGCAGCAGGAGCAGAGAGUGGACGAGGAGGUGCAGUCAACGCAUGGUUCUGAAGGGAUGAAGAGUGCAGCCAGUCAGCAGUCGACGAGAACCAGUGCCCAGCCUGCAGGAGGCCGAGGGAGCCAGAUACAGACACAGAUGGAGGCGCUCGGUGCUAGGGACUUGACUUCUCUAUCAGUGCAGCUGACAGCGAUGGACCGUGGUGAGAGUGUCCAGGUGGUGGACUUAAUGCAGCUCACACCUCUGGGCGGGGUCUUCUUCUAUGAUGUGUUUCACCUGCCACCACAAGCCUGCUACGUCAAUGGCUGGAAAAUUAGACAGGUGUUGAAAAAAGGGCUGCAGGUGUUCCCCUACCCUAUGGAGAAAGCUCACUUGGAGGACAAUGACGCUCUUACCUGCCCUCCUGUUGGUGUGUCUGUGAUGCUGCCUGACUCUGUUGUCUUCUUGGAAGCACCCCAAGUGGCUCGUUGGGAUGCUGCAGUGAAGCAGUGGAGGAUGGACGGCAUCACUGACGUGUCUUAUGAUGAGGCAGAGGCCAAAAUCUCCUUCAAGAUGGACUCCUUCCAGGCCUUUGUGCUGAUGCAGGAAACGUACGCCAACCUUCCCUUCCAGAGCUGGGAGCUUAGGCCACUGGGGCAGGACUCGGCUCUUUUCACCAUCAACGGGGCACUCAUUGACCUUAGUAUCACCAUCCAGGGUAAUCGGUGUAUGUUGCAUUCGGAGCAAGAGAAAGGUCUCUCUCACCUGUUGGGGAAGUGGAUGAGUGGCCCCGCCCUCCAGAGAGCCAUGCUCAACUCAGGGAUCAACAUCUUUGUGAAUGAGUACACGGAGAAAUACGUCAGCACCUGCGGCAAGGACCCACUUACAGAACAUGCUGCCUACGAACAGAUGGCCCUCUUUGCCUCUGCCUGCGCGUUCUCAUGGAGCAAGUGGAAUGCUAAAUGUGGAGCUGAGCAUCUAGUCAUACAGGCGUGUGAGCACCACGGCCCUGACCCGGUGCCUAAGGGCUCAUGGAGUCUCUACCUGCUGGGUGCUCAGAGGAGUCAGAAGCUGGAGAUGACAGAGAAGAGUGAAGCCUUCUCUCCAGAGCAUUACUCAGGAAGCGAGUUUCACUCCGCCUUCAUCCACAUGCUUGAGGACAACAUGAGCCCUGAUGGUAUAGUCAGGACCAGAGAAUGUAAUUACAUGUAUAUUGAUACAGUACAGAGCCUGCUCUGUGCCACCAGACCCCUCAUGUAUUCAUAACCUGUGUGAAAUUA